GGAUCGUACAUAUUUAUUUCUCAAUUUCGUUAUAAAUUUCUUAUUUUUCGAGUAAUUUUCAAUUACGUGUUUCUAUUUUUGGCUUAGUUAAUUACGAAUCUUCUAGCGUUUUUUCAAACACUUUCACACCUUCCUCUAACUUUCGAAGCAUCUUUUCCUCCCUUUCAAUACGACGCUCGAUACGACACGUUUCCACUUUGAUGCCGUUAUACGCGAGAUAUUAACGCGUAGAAUAUCAACUUGGUGUGAAAAUAAUAGAAAAGUGAUAGAAAAAAUGAUAGAAAGGGCGCGUGGUAGCGGAGGACACGAGCAACAAAUAUUGCUCCGUUAAUUAAUAAAAGUUUGCAACGUUGUGAUCGCCUGUGUGUGAAGCCUAGCCCCCGUUCAUUAAAUCUCGUAUUUGUUGUUUUCAUUGCUCCAAGUUGUUCUACGUUUGCUCUAGAUCGUUUCAACUAGAUAAUCGUUUAUCUCGAAAGUGUACGAUUUCGAAGCUAUUACAUAUACCGAUGUUGUAUACAAAUAGUUGAAAGGGAACGCGAGAGUUUGAGUUUCCUCGUGAUGAUGUAAUUUUUUAUGAAUUUACUCGUGUAAUGGAGUAUCCAAGUUGUAGUACUCCGAUGCGAAUACCGCACGAACAUAGACCAUCGUUAACGCGAUUAAUUAUGCAAAAUUCUCUUCUUUGUACGAGCUUCGUGAGAAGUAGAUAACGCACGAGAAUACGUUUACGAACGUGUGUAAUUACCACGAACAAGCGUAAUUUAAAAUAACGUCUACUUAGCUUUUCUGAAUUUUACAGAUUCCUCGGUUUAUUCAAAAGAAUAUAAUUCGAUAUCAAUCAUAUACGAACGAUCGAACGAUUAAGUCGUUACGUUUCUUCUUAUGCGAUAUACAUACGUACUCGUAUAUUGCGUAACGUCGUUGGUAAACUAAUUUGAUAAUAAUAAUUAUUCAGUAGCACGAUAUUAUUAACCAUGCAAACGCCUUAUAACCUGUAUACAGAAUGCACACGAUAUCUACGUAAUAGGAAGCACGAGCCAGAAUAUUAUAAAAGCAAUCUUUCUUUCGUAAGAUACAAGUACGAACAUUGCUGAUAAUUAAUAUGACUUAACAUAUAUAAUAUGAAUUAAUAUAUAAUUAAUAUAGGGCAACUGCGUCUAAUAUGGAACACUUAUGACUCUUCCCUGAAAGGAGAAACACGCUUCUUUCUUUCAAGAUUUAUCCGCCCAAAAUCCUUUUAAUCGUUAAAUCGCACAACUUUUCUAGCAGAUUUCAUUCGGUAGCAUUCCUUUUCAAGUUGCAUUCCUUUUCUGACUGCUAACGUCUUAACUCUACUUCCAAUGUCUCGAACAUGUACUCGAAACGUCGAGGAAUUCACAUCGUUGUCGCUGUAUUCGUGUUUCGAUUUCGUUAUCCAUUAUUAUAUACGCAACGUCGAUCGUGGUCGAUCGAAGAAGAUUCGCCGCGUUGAAGCGAUUUUAUCGGAUCGGCGUUAUCACGACCACCGAAUUCUACGGUAUCGUGGAUUUCGAUGCAGAAAAAGUUUCCUCUUGAAACUGGUGAAAACAGCGUCGGUCGGACAAUGCGGUUCCUAAUUUUCCCAAUUUUUUAACCACAUUCUUCAUGAUUCCGAUGAAAACGAUGAAUACCUUGGACCCACUUUUCGUUAUUAUUGCUUCUUCCGUAAUUGCCGCCACGAAAUAAAUACAAUUCCGUAUCGUCGUCAUUAACAGCGUCAUUGACACGUUCCAUAUUACCUACGAUCGACAACGCGAUAAAUUUUAGAAAUACAUCUCGAACAAGCGAUCGAUUCCGGCCUCACGGUUGGAUUUUUAAUUAGCAAGAAACUAUCGAAAAAUAUCUUUUACUUUUAUUUGAGAAAAUAUCGAAAGAUACUUUUCAAUCGAACGAUCAUCGGCGUCACGCAUCGCCGUUAAUAGAAGAUGCUUUUACGUUACAAGCUGCAGCGCAAAGAUAGGAGAGCUAAAGCGGACAUUCGCAGCGGGACCGCGACGUAACUCGGCCUAAUAGCUUCCUGAUUAUUUCGUGAGCCGCUCAGCUGAUUUCCUCUGCCUUCUGCUGCGAUAGUUUCAUUCCUCGUUGCCAUCGGGACGAUGAGUUAUUUCUUCGCGUUUACGUUUGUGUUUACGUUUGUGUUUGCGUUUGCUUCGGAUUAUUCCCUACACCCGUUCGUCAAUACCUUCGAUAAAACUCUCAACUGUCUCGCGUAUUCGGAUCGGUCUCCCAAGAUACUUGAGUAACCUGAGUUCGGGUAAUUUUUGUAUAGCCGUUACAGAUACAAUUUCAGUCUCAGCGAAUGAACGAGGCUAAAAUGGGCUGUGCUUCGCAGUGUGCCAAGUAUUUUCUAUGUUUCUUCAAUUUCAUUUUUUUCGUAGCCGGAGGGGCUGCGUUGGCGGUUGGAGUUUGGCUCUUCGUCGAUAGCAAUUCUUUCACUGAUCUCGUCGGCAAACUCGAUCAGUCGGACAUUUUGAACAAAACGGACACCGACGUCAUCAGGAUAAUAUCGUACAUCUUGAUUUUGGCGGGAGCGUUGACCUUUUUGAUCAGCUUUUUGGGCUACUGCGGAGCGAUGUUUGAAUCUCGGUGUCUUCUUUGUGUCUACGGUGUUCUUAUUCUCCUCGUUUUGAUCCUGGAAUCUGUUGUAGUAGGUUUGGCUUUUGGACUUAAAGGGGAUGCAGAGCAAAGUACACGAGAUUUUCUCAAGUCUACGAUCAAAUACUAUGCCAGUAGCAUCGAUAAAACAGAGACAAUUACAGUGACGUGGGAUGGCAUAAUGACACAGCUUCAUUGCUGUGGAGUAGACAAUCAUUUGGACUUCCGAGAGAGUACAAACUGGACAUCUACAGAUAAAAUUCUACCUGAAGCAUGUUGUAUAAAGGAAAACAAUAUUUUGAAGGAUCCAUCUUGCCCUGUCAGUCCUACUUCCAAUAAUUCUUAUUAUAAACAGGGUUGUUAUGGAGCAAUAAUGAGGACGAUCGAAGAAAAUGCGGCUAUAGUAAUCGGCGUUGCGGCUGGAUUAGCAUUUGUCGAAAUCCUGGUUAUUAUUUUAGCUCUGCACUUGGCAUGCUGUUACUGGCGUCCACAACACGUUUUAACUUGUUGGUGUUGCUGUUGACCACAUGCAUUAACAACCAGCUCUUCGUACCUUCUUCUUGGCUCCUUCCUUCAUAGAAGUGAAAAUUGGCUUAAACUUACUACUCGAAACUAGGCCAGAAUACGUGUUCGUCAUCUACUCGAUUAUAUUUUAUUACUUUUCUAAAAAUAUUCAUAAAAGUGGAAAUGUUUAUCGAGUAAUAUUUUCUAUGAAUAUUUCAAAUGUAUGUAAAUGUAAAUUUUUAUUGGGCUAACAACAACUAAAAGCUAUAAGUACAAAACUUUCAAAUGCAAUUGUUUUGUUUUCUCAAGCAGGACGCUCGAUGAUUUAGCUAGUUAUAUAAUUAGGAAAUUAAUCUAAUUAGUAAAAAGAUGUUGUUCAUUCUUUAAAGUAAACCAGUACAAAAACAAAUAAAGAGUUUAAAAGCAAGACACUACAGAAAAAUUA
Bombus terrestris (buff-tailed bumblebee) is the source of this 3559-nucleotide messenger RNA. It is a transcript of the gene Tsp66E, whose product is annotated as tetraspanin-1. The transcript has 10 exons. The record is from RefSeq and is a predicted model, not a curated record. Gene Ontology annotation, cellular component: membrane. Bases 2315 to 3133 code for a protein of 272 amino acids. NCBI's taxonomy places the organism in Eukaryota, Metazoa, Arthropoda, Insecta, Hymenoptera, Apidae.